CUUCCCUUCUCCCCCUCCUCGCUCUUCCUUUCUCCUCAGCGUGUGCCAGUGGGACAGCCAUGGAGGACACCCUCACCUGCAGCAGCCAUGCCACCUUCUCCCAGGUGUUUGGACGCCAGGGGCAACUAAUGCAAGCCACAGUUCAGUCUCUCAACAGCCUGAACGACCAGAUCGCUCAGUUCAUGGUGACCAGACCGUGCAGCCUGACUGACGAGGACGUGGCCUUCAUCCCAGGAGAGAGGGACACAUUGAAGAAGUCCAUGACCCUGAUGAGACGCCUGCUUGUGGAUGCUCAGGGGAAAAUCUUUAAAAUGAUGGACGACAACAAACAGCUGGCACAGAGGAUUGAUGGGGCCAUCCAGUCUGCCAGCCAGGAAGUGACCAACCUCCGCUCUGAGCUCUCCGCCACCAGCCGCAGACUGGCAGAACUGGGUGCAAGCAGCCCCCCUGGCUUGGAGAACCACCACCAGCACAACCACCACGAUGACAGCCUCCACUACCGGGAUCCAUCAGUGCAUCACAGACAGAAGACAAUGGUGACAGACAUGUGCUACCCAACAGAGAUAUCCAGCCUGAUGGACUUUGGCACUCCAGACUGCUCGCUAGGCAAAGUGUUGUUGCGUGAGGAGGUGGCCCAGCUUCAGGAGGAGGUCCACCUGCUCAGGCAAAUGAAGGACAUGUUGAGUAAGGACCUGGAGGAGACGCAGGGAGGCUGCUCCGCCAACCUGCUCUCAGCCACCGAACUCCGGGUGCAGCUAGGCGACAAGGAGCAGGAACUGGACCGUGCCAAAGAGGCCUUACAAGCUAUGAAAGCAGACCGUAAGCGUCUAAAAGUGGAGAAAGCAGACCUGGUAAGUCAGAUGCAGCAGCUGUACACAACACUGGAGAGCAGAGAGGAGCAGCUGCGGGAAUUCAUACGCAACUACGAUCAACACCGAAAGGAGAGCGAGGAUGCAGUGAAAGCUCUUGCGAAGGAGAAGGACAUGCUGGAGAGGGAGAAGUGGGAUCUAAGGAGACAGACCAAAGAAGCCACAGAGCAGGCCAACAUCCUGCGCUCUCAGAUGGACAUGAAGGAGAACCGAGUCAAAGAACUGGAGGCCGAGCUCACAAUGGCGAAGCAGUCUCUGGCCACACUGACAAAAGACGUACCGAAGCGACACUCACUGGCCAUGCCCUCAGAGCCUGUAGUGAAUGGCAGUCAGGAGUGGGUGAUGCAGGCCGACCUGCCGCUCACUGCCGCCAUCCGUCAGAGCCAACAGACCCUGUAUCACACCAAUGACAGACAGGCUGUGGUAAGGAUCAGCCCCUGCCACUCCCGCCAGCCAUCUGUCAUCUCUGACGCCUCUGCAGCUGACGGAGACCGUUCAUCCACGCCGAGCGACAUCAACUCACCUCGUCACAGGACCCACUCCCUCUGCAAUUCCAUGGAGGAUCUGGAGGACCAGAAGCGUAAGAAGAAGAAGGAGAAGAUGACUCUGGGAUCCCUGUCUCGGGUGUUUGCUCGGGGCAAGCAGCGCAAAUCACUGGACCCCGGCCUGUUUGAUGACUCUGACAGCACACAGCAGAGCCUGUCUGAUGGAGAGGAGCAGCUGGACCGCCUCCAGCAGGCCGAGCUCUCUCGAAACACAUGCAUGUCACAGUGGAGAGCAGGUGUUGUCCAGGCCUGGCUGGAGGUUGUCAUGGGGAUGCCCAUGUACAUGAGAGCCUGCUCUGAAAACGUCAAAAGUGGCAAGGUGCUGCUUGGACUCACAGAUGAGGACUUGGAGCUUGGUCUGGGUAUCAGUAACCCCAUACAUCGCAGGAAACUCAGACUGGCCAUUGAGGAUUACAGAAGAGCUGAAGGGGACCAAGGACUUUCAAAAGCUUCGGAGAUGGACCAUUACUGGGUUUCGACAUCCUGGCUGAGUGAUGUGGGCUUGCCUCAGUACUCGCAGACCUUUCAGACUCAUUUAGUGGACGGGCGGGUGCUGAACUCUCUGAGCCGCAGAGACCUGGAGAGAUUCCUCAACAUUAGUGACCAAAACCACCAAACCAGUUUACUCCUGGCAAUCCAGCUGCUGCAGAUGCUCAGUUUUGAUAAAGAGGCCCUGCAGACACGGCGGCUAAAAUGUGAGAACCAGGACAGGGACCCCAUUGUUUGGACAUGUCACAGAGUAAUGAGGUGGAUCAGAGACAUAGACCUGAAGGAGUUUGCAGAGAACCUUCAGGGCAGAGGGAUUCAUGGAGCUGUGAUGGCUUUGGACCCGUCCUUUGACACAGAUGCCAUGGCCAAAGCUCUGGGGAUCCCCAGCAAUAAGCACAUGCUGCACCGGCACCUGUUUGAAGAGAUGAAAUCACUCGCCAUCCUUAACAGCAGUGCAGAGCAGUGCGCUGAGGUCAACAGUUCCUCUUCACCUGUGGCUGUGAACCGCUUAGCUGAAGAGAGGCUGUCUAUGAGAGUAUCAGGCAAGAGUCCGCUGCGGCUUCGUGCAAGCAGUCACUCUGCAGAGCGAGGUCUGGGCUUCCACGGCAGCUGCGGUUCUCUGCCCAGAGAAGCCAGAGUUCAGGCUAUUCCCCGGGCCAAAGGCAGUCCCAUGCACACCUACAAGAGUGUUGAAAUCACCAACGUCUGAAACAAGCUCAGCCAUCACUCACAUUGUUACAAUUGUUUACAUUUUUAUUGAAUAUUUGCUGUUUACUACUGAGGAAGAUGUCUUAAAAAUGAAUAUAUAUAAUGUAUUAUUUACCAUCCAGUAUAAAUGAAGACUGAAGACUGAGACCUGAUGAAAUACGAAAAUGUUUUUUUUUUACUGGGUCAGUGUAGUUCUUGCUCAACUAAAUUUUAAAACAAGAUUAUAGAAAACUAAAGUAUAGGCCACAAACAUUACAGAACACAGAGCUGUUUCCUUUUGAUGCCUUAUAUGAAAUAGCUCUCACUGCACAAUGAUUUCUCUUUCAAACUAUUUAGUAAACUUUAAUCAUUCCCAAGUAAUAAAACUAAUAAUUAUUCUUGUGAAAUAGGUCUUUUUUUAUUAUGACAUGUGUCAACUGUACAGAAUAUAAUGUGCUGAUAAUCUUCUGAGUAGACCUGAGCAGCUCUGAAUUAAAGAAACACAAUUAUUAUUAUAACCAUGAUAUAUUACCUGACUUUAAAACAACAUUUAUAAAAGAUAAUACAUUUAAGAGCUAAGAUACAAAAGGGCCAAGAGUUAGAUCUUUACCACACCAUGCAUCCUAGGACAAAAGCUUUAACAUGGACUCUGUACUGAAAACUGUUUAACAUCCCUCUUCUCAUUACUGUUAUUUAAAAGAAAAUAUUUUGUUCAGUUUGAAUGUAUAUGUUGAUGGAAAAUUACAAUCAUAUUGUGAAGGUCAUUUGUCGAUAAAAAGAUUCAGCUGAAUGUUUGGUUUUGUAAAUUAUAAUGUUUAAAGCUCAAUCAAACAUGCUUCCACAUGUUAUACUGUAUGAAAAAAAAAGACAGUACUGUUACAUUAUUAUGAAUUCAAUGGAGAGAAUGUGAUGGUAUAUUUUGUACAGUUCAGUAUUUUAUAAGAAACAGUUUAGUUUCCCUGAGCAUGAAAACAUAAAUUAAAGUGUCACAGAGCCACACUGUGUGCCGUUGAAAGCCUGAGGUUAAUCCAAAUACAAGAAAACAGGUUUGUCUGCCACUUUUCUGGGCGUCUCCUCCAGUCACCAAAGGCAGGGUGUUUCAGCGGGAAGUUUAGACCAGUUCAAACAUGCAUAGAAGCUGAGGGGAAUGACUCAAUAUUGUGUCUGUUAAAAUGAUAUUAACAGUCUCAGUCUUUGCCCAACUGUGGCAACUUUUCAUUAAAAGUGACGUUAUUGUCAAUUGCUAUUUGACAGUAUAUUCCUGUUGUUAUUCUUCUGCUUAUAAUCACAUUAACAACAAAUAAAAACAAUGUCCACUUGGAUAAAAGUCA
Molecule: messenger RNA, 3921 nt
Organism: Labrus mixtus (cuckoo wrasse)
Lineage: Eukaryota; Metazoa; Chordata; Actinopteri; Labriformes; Labridae
Gene: kaznb
Product: kazrin, periplakin interacting protein b
Exons: 17
Coding region: 60-2612 (850 amino acids)
Molecular function (GO): protein binding
Source: RefSeq, a predicted model, not a curated record